Molecule: messenger RNA, 1049 nt
Organism: Fopius arisanus
Lineage: Eukaryota; Metazoa; Arthropoda; Insecta; Hymenoptera; Braconidae
Product: serine/threonine-protein kinase 33-like
Exons: 8
Coding region: 324-1001 (225 amino acids)
Biological process (GO): protein phosphorylation; regulation of cytokinesis; mitotic spindle organization
Cellular component (GO): spindle midzone; chromosome passenger complex; spindle microtubule
Molecular function (GO): protein kinase activity; ATP binding
Source: RefSeq, a predicted model, not a curated record
UUCACAUUCUAAAAUUAGUCAACCAUCCCAAUAUAAUUCUACUAGAUUGUGUCUUCGAAUCUCCGAAAGUGAUUUAUCUAGUAUUCGAACUUUGCGUUGACUCUCUAGCUAAUACCUUGAAAGAAAAGAAGCAGUUCGAAGAGCCAGAAACAUUGAGCGUGAUAAAAAAUUUAGCAUGUGCCCUCGGCUAUCUCCACAAAAAUGUCUCUCCUGCAGAUAUAGUUCACCGUGAUUUAAAGCUAGAGAAUAUCCUGAUAACCAGAAAUCCGAUCGAUCCCGAGGAUCAGCUGUACAUUAAAGUAACGGAUUUCGGAUUGAGUGCCAUGAGAAAUGGUCCUGGACACGAUAACAUGCUCCACGAUUUUUGUGGCACUAUCACGUACAUGGCACCUGAGAUGGUGACAACUAAAUCAUACAGUCAACAAUGUGACAUGUGGUCGAUGGGUGUAAUAAUGUAUGUUCUUCUCACUGGAAAAUUUCCAUUUUUUUCGACCAACGAGAUGCAACUGUACAGAUUGAUAACUACAGCGGAUGUCGAUUACUCUGUGCUCCAGUGCUCUGAUGGUGCGAAACAUUUACUCAGUAAAUUACUGGAGAGGAAUCCUGCGUUCAGGAUAACCGCUGCUGAAGUUAAUCAUCACACCUGGAUAUCGGGAGUAUCUGGACAAAUAAGUACAGAAUCGUCUAAUGUUUUGGACAUGAUGAGACUGUGGAAGAAUGAACUGUCGAUUAAUAAAGCAACCAGUUCAACGCAGACGGAGGGAUCAGAAAAAUUACCAAGAGCAAUUGCAGAAUAUUCAAGUGCCAAUGACAGUGCAAUAUCUCUUACUGCAAAUGAAUCAGUCAAUUACUCCGAUAAAUCAAGAAAGAGAUUGUCAUUUCGUCUACCAGAUUACAGUUGGGUCUCACCGAGAGUUGACACGAAUCUAUCGAAUUCUCGACGUGAAGCACUUCGAAAAAAAUCUGGGAAGCCUCGAUUAAAUCAUUUCAGCGAAGAAUAGGUCCAGUGCGAAUUUAAUAGUCGAAUUAAAUUAAUGGCAGUUCGAUAA